UUUAGUAAAACAACAUCAAGUGUUUCAUAUAGAGAAAGUAAGUCGUUUUUUUCUAGAAAUGAUUUAAUUUUUGCUCCUUUAGUGGAGAUUGACGGUGUUUACGUAAGGUCCAAGGCGGAAGUGUACGUCACAUAAAUGGCGCCGUGCAGCCGGCGGCAUUUGAAACAUCACGUUAAGAAAACAUGGCAGCUCGCUCGCUUCUUUACAAACUUCUACCCGCGUUGCGCCGCGGUUGUCCGUACCGCGCCUCCUUCAGACAGUCGCACCGGGAGGGCCCUGCGCCCGCCGCGCUGACCGGGAAAGUGGACCGGUUCGGGGGAGUGACGGUGGACCUGGCAACCUGCCUGCCAGAGGACAUUGGAGAAAGCUGCUUUAGUGCGUUACUGAAAGGGUCCGUGGCCCGGUGGAAGGAGGAGGGGAAGGUGGCCGUGUGGCUGCGGGUCCCCAUCGCCUUGAGCCGCUGCGCUGCAGCCGCCGCCGCCCACGGCUUCGUCUUCCACCACGCCCGCGACCGCCACGCCGUCUUGGCCCUGUGGAUGGGGGGAGGGCCGAGCAGACUGCCGGGCUUCGCUACACACCAAGUUGGAGUCGCAGGCGCCGUUGUUGACGAGUCCAACGGGAAAGUUCUGGUGGUGCAAGACAGAAACAAGACUUUGAACGCCUGGAAGUUCCCCGGCGGUUUGUCCGAUCCAGGGGAGAACAUCGGCGUGACGGCGGUGCGGGAGGUCUUGGAGGAAACGGGCGUGCACUCGGAGUUCCGGUCCCUGCUGAGCAUCCGGCAGCAGCACCAGCACCCGGGCGCCUUCGGCAUGUCCGACAUGUACAUCAUCUGCCGCCUCAGCCCGCUCACCUACCACAUCCACUUCUGCACCCAGGAGUGUCUGCGCUGCGAGUGGCUGGACCUGGCCCAGCUGGCCCGCACCGCCCAGACCACGCCCGUCACGGCCCGCGUGGCCCGGCUGCUGCUUCACGGCCUGGAGCGAGGCUUCCAGCACAUCGACCUCACCAGGGAGGAACUACCGGCCGUCUACUCGGGGAUGUUUUACCAGCUCUACCACCGACCGCUGCCUCCGUCUCAGGCCUCUUAGUCCAAGACUGGACCCGGUUUUACUGGCUUGCUGUGCAUUAACACUAAUCACCAGGACUAGCGACAUAAAGAACUGUUUGUUUAGACCAGGUGUGACUUCCAGACGGGAACAUUUGACAACCGGUUGACCUCACAUUGCGACUAAACACCAGAGCAGAGAAAGCAAACUCCGCAUGAAGUAGCAGACUUUGGCAGCUUGUUUGCGUCUCAAUCCUAAUUCUCACUUUUACCCUCGUCUUAAAGGCCUACUGAAAGCCACUACUACCGACCACGC
This is a messenger RNA of Entelurus aequoreus (snake pipefish), 1361 nucleotides long. It is a transcript of the gene nudt6, whose product is annotated as nudix (nucleoside diphosphate linked moiety X)-type motif 6. Gene Ontology annotation, molecular function: NADH pyrophosphatase activity; ADP-ribose diphosphatase activity; NAD binding. The transcript is spliced from 5 exons. Bases 183 to 1088 code for a protein of 301 amino acids. Lineage: Eukaryota; Metazoa; Chordata; Actinopteri; Syngnathiformes; Syngnathidae. The record is from RefSeq and is a predicted model, not a curated record.